UGGGGAUCACUGGACGUCGGUAAGCAACCACAAUUAUCUUGGAGUUACUGCUCACCACAUAGACAUUGACUGGAAAUUGCACUCGUUUGCUUUAACGGUUCGACAUACAGAAGAACGGCACUUUGCAGAAACAUGUGCCCAACAUUUUUCCGAAAUUGCAGAGCAGUGGAAUGUCGCAGGGAAGGUGACAACAAUUGGCACCGAUAGUGCCCGUAAUAUGACAGCAGCAGCAAGACUCCUGCCAUACGAACACAUGCCGUGCAUUGCGCACAGUUUACAGAGAUCCAUCACCAUGGCAAUCCGUGACAGUGGUCUUGAGAAUGUCUUGGCAAAAUGUCGCAAACUUGUCGGACAUUUUAAGCACAGUCCAGCAAAUUCAGCAGAACUGCGACGACAACAAGAAGAGUCUGGACAGCAACAGGAGCCCCUCAUCCAGGAUGUUUCCACCAGGUGGAACUCCACUGUCAGCAUGAUCACCCGGCUUCUCAGAAACAAGGAUGCAGUCAGAGCUACACUUGAGCUUCAUCAACAAAGAAGCACACCAGCCAUGCUGACAAAUGCUGAACUGGAGAAGAUCGAAAAGCUUGAAAUACUCCUUGAACCGUGCAGGUAUGUGACGGAGCUUUUGGGAGGAGAACAGUACAUAUCCUGCUCUGUGGUCCUGCCUGCACUGUGCCAUUUGUUCCGAGUGAUGGAGGGUUCUGACGAUGAUCCAGGCUAUGUGCUCCGUUUUAAAGCGGCAUUCACGUCUGACCUGUCAAAGCGGAAAGAAAGCACCAAUGUCCAGUGGUUGAAAGUGGCAACGGCGCUGGACCCCAGAUUUAAAGAUCUGAAAUGCCUUCCCAGAUCUGAAAGGGAAGGAGUCUGGAAGUCAAUUAAAGAAGAGAGUUCCCAGCAGUCUGAGCCUCACAGAGAAACAGAGCCAGAUCCAACUAAAAAGAAGAUGAGCCUCCUGUUAGCUGCGUCAGAUUCAGAUGAAGAAGGGGACCCUGCAUCUGACAUGUCUGUGGAUCGGUACAGAGGUGAGCCCAGCAUCUCCAUAGAGGAUUGUCCAUUGAAAUGGUGGUCUGGACACGCAGGGGCCUACCCAAGCUUGGCACCUCUGGCACAAAAAUAUCUGGCUACACCUGCAACGACGGUACCAUGUGAAAGACUGUUCUCACUCUCUGGUCACAUUCUGCAAAAGAAGAGAGCAGCACUGUCCACUGAUAUUGUCACCAGGCUGGUCUGUGUUAGCAAUUGGCUCAAAGAAAAGAAAUAG
Molecule: messenger RNA, 1261 nt
Organism: Cololabis saira (Pacific saury)
Lineage: Eukaryota; Metazoa; Chordata; Actinopteri; Beloniformes; Belonidae
Product: E3 SUMO-protein ligase ZBED1-like
Exons: 2
Coding region: 218-1261 (347 amino acids)
Molecular function (GO): protein dimerization activity
Source: RefSeq, a predicted model, not a curated record